Messenger RNA from Penicillium samsonianum, 324 nucleotides. Its product is annotated as GNAT family N-acetyltransferase. The coding region runs from base 1 to 324 and encodes 107 amino acids. Gene Ontology annotation, molecular function: acyltransferase activity, transferring groups other than amino-acyl groups. The transcript has a single exon. The record is from RefSeq and is a predicted model, not a curated record. NCBI's taxonomy places the organism in Eukaryota, Fungi, Ascomycota, Eurotiomycetes, Eurotiales, Aspergillaceae.
AUGGUAUCCCCGGACCGCAGUGUGGAUCUAUAUCGACAACAGCACUACAGGACGGCCGCCGCGGAUGACGCCUUCCCCUUCCCCGAGUUCCCCGAGUUAUGGUACCUGGGGCAGUUGGCCGUCGACCCGGCGCAUCAGCGCCGCGGCAUUGGCCAACAACUGGUCGAGUGGGGGCUGCAGCAGGCACGGCGGGAGCGUGUGUGUGUCGGGUUGGAGGCUGGUGUUAAGGGCGCCGGGUUGUAUCAGAAGCUCGGCUUUGAGAUUAUCAAUACGACCGAGUUGAUUCCGGGCGUAACUAUUCGGGCAAUGCUGUACACUACAUAG